Wasmannia auropunctata (little fire ant) is the source of this 1107-nucleotide messenger RNA. Its product is annotated as transcriptional regulator ATRX-like. The transcript is spliced from 5 exons. The record is from RefSeq and is a predicted model, not a curated record. Bases 4 to 1107 code for a protein of 367 amino acids. Lineage: Eukaryota; Metazoa; Arthropoda; Insecta; Hymenoptera; Formicidae.
AGAAUGAUCAAAGAUAGGCAAAUAGUGUGUUCCACCUGUGAUAAUGAAUUAAAUAUCGAGACAAAGCGAAUCUUUUCUCAUCCUUUCAUUGGAAUAUUGCAGUGCGAGGUAUGCUGGAAACAUUUCAAAAAUAUACAGCUGAAAUUUGAUGAGGAAAAAUCUAGAAAUCAUUGUCACAUUUGCGGCGGAAACAAAAAAUUAUUUGUAUGCUGCAACAAAGAUUGCUUCUCAGCGUGUUGUAAAGGAUGUAUAAAGAGGAAUGUGAGUUUAUCGCUUUUGGACGUAGAAAAGGAAGAUUGGAAAUGUUUUAUAUGUAAUCCUAAACCAAUUUGGGAUUUGAGGGCCGUAUGUGCUACUGUAAUGGACUCUCUUCCCAACGCCACCCAAGGUCAAACCAAUGAAAAACAAUCGUCACAGGGGAAGGAAAGGGAACUGCAGGUGAGGCUAGAAAAAUUAAUGCCCAAGGAAAUAAUAUUGCUAACACAAAAGAAAUUACCAGAGAAAAUGACUAUCAAAUCUCAAAGAAAUGGAGACUUUAUUAUUGACGGGCCUUCAACGAGUACCGCACGACAUUCUUCAUCCGAUCUUGUUUCAGUGGACAGCAAACAUUCUGAAAAAGCUAUUUGUAUAACUGACAGUCAGAUCACCAAGGCCAGCGAUAAGAAAGAAAAUUCUCCGCCUUGUAGUCCUUGGACGAAUUCGAAGAACGUCGCAAAAUUUAAAAUGAAUACGAAAACAUUGUUUGCAUGCCCACAUUGCGGUGUUCCUUUUAGUUCCAAACACUGUGUCGCUCAUCAUGUUAAUAAGACUUGUUUAUCGAAUCCAUAUUCGAGAACCAACAGAGAAGCUGGCAGGCACCAGUGCCAACAAUGCGGUCGCAAUUACGGUAAAGAAAAAAGUUUAAGACAUCAUCAGAAGCACGAGUGCAACCAGAGGGUAACGUGCGAGAAAUGUGGUUCGACUUUUCAAGGAACAAUUGUUCCGGUACGCCAUAGGAAGAAGUGUGGGAUCGAUCAAAAUUCAUCCAAAAUUGAAAAAAUGAUGAAGAAAGAAAACACACGCGAUGAACCCUUUGAAGACGACUCGAGCAUUGAUUUCUCAGAUUAA